Ostertagia ostertagi is the source of this 312-nucleotide messenger RNA. Lineage: Eukaryota; Metazoa; Nematoda; Chromadorea; Rhabditida; Trichostrongylidae. The record is from the annotation of a GenBank genome assembly.
AUACCGUAUAUCGAAUGUAUUGUAAUCAUAUUGCAGUGUGUCGCGCAUUCUUCGAAACCGUCGGGCCUUCGGAGAACUGUGAUGACAUUUUCGGAACGCUUUGUUUGAUCGCACAAAAUAACCCCGCGGGGCAUGACCGACAGUUGGUGACGAUGAUGAAGCAGAAACGACGAACGCUCAAGAAUCGUGGUUACGCCCUGAACUGUCGAGUGCGACGUAUUCAAAACCAACUACAGUUAGAAGCCGACAACAUUCAACUUCGGGAUCAGAUUUCGCGGUCUUCAUCAGAUGCGUCGGAAUGCAAGACGACUU